CCGAGUUCUCUGAAACCCAUAGGCAGAGGCGACCCUCCCGCCUCCCCGCCCGCUCCGCGCUCGCCCCGCCUCAGCGCACUUUAAAAGUUUUCUCUGGCCGGGACGCGGGCGUCGCGAGCCAUGGCUGUCUACGUCGGGAUGCUGCGCGUCGCGAGGCUGUGCGCCGGGAGCCCGAGGGUGCUGGGGGCCCGGGUCGGCCUCCCCCGGGUUUGGCAGGAAGCGAGGUUGUGGGGCGUCCGUCCUCUCAGUUCUGAAGAGCUGGAUCACAAUGUCCCCUUGCCUGUUGGAGGCUUCAGCUACGUCCAGGGCCACAUCGGAUUGCGCCUUAAUAACCAGACCGUGGGGCGGUGCCUGGAUGUCACAGCACAGAGGAUCCCAGACCAGGAGGCCUUGGUUGUCCACCACGAAAACAUCAGGUUGACCUUUGCCCAACUCAAGGAGGAGGUGGAUAAAGCUGCUUCUGGGCUCUUGAGUAUCGGCCUCCGCAAGGGUGACCGGCUGGGCAUGUGGGGACCCAACUCCUAUGCGUGGGUACUCAUGCAGCUGGCCACAGCCCAGGCUGGCAUCAUUCUGGUAUCUGUGAAUCCAGCGUACCAGGCUAUGGAGCUGGAGUAUGCCCUCAAGAAGGUGGGCUGCAAAGCCAUCGUAUUUCCCAAGCAAUUCAAGUCCCAGCAUUACUACAACAUCCUGAAGCAGAUCUGUCCAGAGGUGGAAAAGGCCCAGCCAGGGGCCUUGAUGAGUCAGAGGCUCCCGGAUCUGACCACGGUCAUCUCAGUGGAUGCCCAUCUGCCAGGGACGCUGCUCCUGGAUGAGGUGGUGGCAGCUGGCAGUCAAGAGCAGAAUCUGGCCCGGCUUCGGCACACCCAGCAGUUCCUGUCCUGCCAUGACCCCAUCAAUAUCCAGUUCACCUCGGGGACAACCGGCAGCCCCAAGGGGGCCACACUCUCCCAUUACAACAUUGUCAACAACGCCAACAUGAUAGGACAGCGCCUGAGACUGCACCAGAAGACGCCAGAGGAGUCGCGGGUAGUCCUGCCCAGCCCCCUGUACCACUGCCUGGGUUCUGUGGGGGGCACAAUGGUGAGCUUGAUGCACGGUAUCACCCUCAUCCUGUGCUCUCCAGUCUUUGAGGGCAAGAAGACGCUGGAGGCCAUCAGCAGAGAAAGAGGCUCCUUCCUGUAUGGGACCCCCACAAUGUUCGUGGACGUUCUGAACCAACCAGACUUCUCCAGUUACGACAUCUCAACCUUGCGUGGAGGUGUGAUUGCUGGGUCUCCUGCACCCCCAGAGCUGAUCAGAGCCAUCAUCAACAAGCUGAACAUGAAGGAGCUAGUGGUGGCUUAUGGAACCACAGAGAACAGCCCCGUGACCUUCAUGAACUUCACCGAGGACACUGUGGAGCAGAAGGCAGAAAGUGUGGGCAGAGUCAUGCCUCACACAGAGGCCCAGAUUGUGAACACGGAGACGGGGACACUGGCAGAGCUGAACACACCUGGAGAGCUGUGCAUCCGAGGGUACUGCGUCAUGCUGGGCUACUGGGGUGAGCCCCGGAAGACCGAGGAAGCAAUUGGACAAGACAAGUGGUACCGGACGGGAGACAUUGCCACGAUGGAUGAGCAGGGCUUCUGCAAGAUUGUGGGCCGCUCUAAGGAUAUGAUCAUCCGUGGCGGCGAGAAUAUCUACCCCGCCGAGCUCGAGGACUUCUUUCACACACAUCCACAGGUUCAGGAAGUGCAGGUGGUGGGAGUGAAGGAUGACCGAAUGGGGGAGGAAAUCUGUGCCUGCAUUCGGCUCAAGGAAGGGGAGAAGACCACAGCAGAGGAGAUCAAGGCCUUCUGCAAGGGGAAGAUCUCCCACUUCAAGAUUCCCCGGUACAUCGUUUUUGUCACCAAUUACCCCCUCACCGUCUCAGGAAAGAUCCAGAAAUUCAAACUUCGGGAGCAGAUGGAGCAACAUCUAAACCUGUGAAUAGAGGAAGGGAGAAGAUCCUUCCUCCCUGCCCUUCUCCCCCAUGCCCCAUGUCUGCUUUGUGAUCUGGCAUAAAGAGCUUCUCUGUU
Dama dama (fallow deer) is the source of this 2057-nucleotide messenger RNA. RefSeq names its product acyl-CoA synthetase family member 2 (gene ACSF2). NCBI's taxonomy places the organism in Eukaryota, Metazoa, Chordata, Mammalia, Artiodactyla, Cervidae. Gene Ontology annotation, molecular function: medium-chain fatty acid-CoA ligase activity. The transcript is spliced from 16 exons. Gene Ontology annotation, biological process: fatty acid metabolic process. Bases 121 to 1968 code for a protein of 615 amino acids. The record is from RefSeq and is a predicted model, not a curated record.